Messenger RNA from Jatropha curcas, 1032 nucleotides. RefSeq names its product probably inactive leucine-rich repeat receptor-like protein kinase At5g48380. Gene Ontology annotation, molecular function: protein binding; ATP binding; protein kinase activity. NCBI's taxonomy places the organism in Eukaryota, Viridiplantae, Streptophyta, Magnoliopsida, Malpighiales, Euphorbiaceae. Gene Ontology annotation, biological process: protein phosphorylation. The record is from RefSeq and is a predicted model, not a curated record.
UUGCCAAUUGCUCUUAUUUGACUUCGCUUAAACUUGAACACAACAGUUUAACAGGUCAAAUUCCUGAAGGAAUCGGUAGACUUAGUCGGCUAAGGACUUUUAAUGUUUCUAAUAAUAUGUUAUCAGGGCCAGUUCCCAAUUUUUUUCAUGCUAAAUUUUCAGCUGAUCGCUAUGCUUCUAACAAAGGACUUUGUGGAGGGCCUUUGAAAAGAUGCAGAAACAGUUCCAAGAAAUUCCGAUUUGAUUAUUCAUUCAAAGAUGGGUUUGCUAUUGGUUAUGUGGUUUCUCUGAUUUCAGCUAUGGUGAUUUAUGCAUCUUAUUGUAUCCCUUGGGUGAAUAUGGGGAAAAAGGAUGGGAUGAUCACAAUACCAGCAAUGGUGAUGAUGAUGAUGAAGAGAAGAAGCAAGAAACCAGAGCUUGACUAUUUGGAAAGCUUGUCAACUUUGGAGUUUCUAUUGGAGAAAGAGGUUUCUACAUCGGAGAAUUUUGUUACAAGAAUGAGUUUUAAAGAUCUCUGCGAUGCAACAGAAAAUUUUAGCAAAAAUAACAUAAUUGGAUUUGGAAAAAUGGGGAUUAUGUACAAAGCAACACUUCCCAAUGGUUGGUCUCUUGCAGUCAAGAAAUUCUGUAAUUCCAAACAAUCUGAAGAACAUUUCAUAUCUGAAUUGAAGAUAUUAGGAAGAUUAAGACACGAAAACUUACUUCCACUGCUCGGAUUCUGCAAAGAAUAAAAGAAAAGGCUUCUGGUGUAUAACUAUAUGUCUAAUGGAAACCUUUUCGAUUGGUUGCAUUCAAUGGAUGACGAGAAAAAUACUCUGCAAUGGCCUAUAAGAAUGAAAAUUGCUAUUGGUUUAGCGAAAGGCUUAGCAUGGCUUCAUCAUUGCUGCAAUUUCCGUGUAGCUCAUUUGAACAUAAACACAAAAUGUGUUUUACUCGAUCAGAAUUUUGAGCCUAAGUUAUCAAACUUUGGAAUGGCAACGCUCAUAAAUCCGAAAGAGAUCAAUUCAAGUAGGGGUUUUGUUAUGGUUGUUG